AUGUUGCAUCACUUUGUCAAGGCCUUCGGUACUUUGAACUGGAGCUGGUUCAAGUGGGAUCAGCAGUUACAGAAAAUCUGGAACUUAUCAGUUUUGCAAUCCAAUGAACUAGACGUGAAUAAUGUCAACUGGCUGAAGAUCCCUCUAUCAUGGAUCGUCGGGGCUCGAUUUGUCAUCGGUCGUGUCUCGCUUCUCGCGUACGGGGCUAACAUCUACACAAUAAUAUCACGAAGGCGGCAGAACUUGCUCGUAUUUUGGAUGGUGCUCAGCGUUUUUAAAGAUAUUAUUUUGGAAGUUAUCGUUAUUGUCAUUACUUUCCUACUGUGGUACAAGGGAAACGUUCCAACGUCGCACUUCGUCGGGUUUAUCUUAGAGAAGACGGCAUGGCUAUUUUUCUUGACUUACAAAUGGUGCACGACUCUCAAAUGGCACACGCAGCUGCGAAAAGUAGAGAAAAUUCGUAGAUUCACUUUAAUCGCGCGGAGAAGCAUUGCGAAUAUCGUUCACGCUCCCGGAAAAGUCAGAAUUUCUCUGCAGGAUGAGUAUCUCAGUCCAGCGAUAGCCAGACGGAAUAAGUACGCGAGUCUUCUGAAUCUGGACAUGUUUUCAGACGAAUCGUUCAAUAGAGUAAAUUUCGAUUUGAGAGCUUCUAAAUCCUUGACGACUUUGGCGACCAACGAUAGUGACGACUCGAACGAUACGAACAAUCAUGAUCCGAUCGCUAACGACUUGAGUGUGGCCGAAAAAUCGAUGAAGAUGCUGAAUGUAACGGCGGAGGACGUGAUGGACGCGCGUGCCAGGAUACAGGAGCGAUCUUAUUGGAACGAACAAAACGUACCAUCUGACGCAAUGGAAGAACUAGUGACACAGUUCACCCUGGAAAAAGUAGAAGACAAAAAGGAUAACGUGGAUCACACUUUGAAAGAGGAGGAUACUGUACGAGAUCAUCCGACAGAGAAAGAGAGAAAGAAAGACGAUAGCAAAAAUUCUUUGACGGACAGUAAAGAUGAAAUUUUGAGUAGAAAGCAGGAAGAGAAUAUUUUAUUAGUGAAAAAUGUAACGCCAGAAAAGACGAAAAAAGAAGUGAAGAGAGCAGUAAAAAUCGUGCAAUGCCCAUCGAAUAAAGAAAACAUGGAGGCCAAGCCAUGCGCUUCUUUUGUAAGGAAACUGGAAGCGAAACUUUGCUCUAUUUCUGCAAACCAGAAGGAAAAGAAGGUCGAUCAGAAAAUGCAUCCUUGUCAAGUUAAGACAAAAUCAACGUCAGCCAGUACAAGUUUAAAUAAGGAAGAAUUUGAUAAAAAUUCGGAAACACUAUGCGCGUGUCGUCGUGUUUCGCGCAACAUUUAUACAUCAAAAAACGGAAAAUAUGCGCAAUCAAUCAAUAUCAAUGAUAAAAGUGUUAAACAUGAUGUAGAUAAGAAAGAAUUUAAGCGUUUUGUUUCUACCGGCAUUACACAGAAAGGUAAAGUCAACGAAUACAAUUCGACGUCGAAAUAUUCAGAAAUAUACCGUUUAAAAAAACAAAUUAAAAAAUCCGAGGACUCUUUCAGAAAGCAGUCGGCUACUUGGGAAAGUAUGUCUUUAGCGCGAACAGCACAUGUCUCGGGAUACGCAAAGAAUGUCGUCGCGACUGAUAAAAUAUCUAUUUCUCCGACUGAAACUUUUAACGAAUCGAACGAUUCUCUGAAUGCGCGACGCAGAUUAAAAUACAUCGAGCAGAUGCGAAGUGGACCAUCGGUCGAUGUGCGCUCUAUUUUCAAAAUAGCAUCGUUAAGAAGAAAGAAUUAUGCGGAAUUUGAAGCUUAUAAUCUUACCUUACUGGAAGAUAAGAAAGGGGCGAAAAUGAGGAAAAGUUCGAAUCGCAAAUUAUCGAUCGAGAAACGUGAAGCGAUAGAACGGAGUGCUCUAAGGAUUUGUAACGAGUCUACUUUGUUGGAGAAUAAGAAAGAACUGGAAGCGGAAAAGAAACACAAUUUAUCUUCAAAUCAUAAACAACCAAUAAAGAUGUCAAAGAUGAAAGUUUUAGGAGCCGAUGAUCUAACGUUGAGAAAUAAAAAAAAUGUAGAAACAACAAGAAGACUUAAUUUGUCGCCAAGUUACAAACAGUCAAUUGAAGAAUCGAACACUUCGAAAACUCGUAAUAAAUUGGCGGAAGAUACAAGAGAGUUGCAAGCUAGAAAAAUACACAAUCCAAUGAAAUAUGAAACGUCAAAAUACGAAGAUGUUGAAACUUCGAGCGUCUCGAAUUUUUCAGAGGCUAACUACGAGAAUACUACGAUUUCUCUAUCCGAAACACAUCGAAACGCAAACGCGCGUACGUUGCUGAAUCUCAGAGAAAUCACGAGGAAUAUCGAAUGGACUAUUCAUCCGCGAGGAAUCACAUUAAUCAAUAAAAAUUUAUACAGCCAAUUUUUGGAGAACGGAAGAUUUCACGAGAGCCGACAGCGCGAUAUCGUCGACGACAAUAUCGCCAAUGCACUGCACGGCGCUUUGUUUUUCAAGCCUGAGAUUACAACAGGAAUCUUUCGGCGCGCCUCAACGAGGAUCGGCGAAUCCUUCCCGAAUAUCCCGACAUUCCUACGGCAGGAUUUUAAUACAGAAUUCACCUGUCGCGUGAACAAUGAGAUGAUCGUACGAGACCAUUUUUCAUUCUUCGACCUUGAUUUCGAACGGAUGAUGGGAGAUCAAAAUCUGGAAAGCUCACAUGAUAGUGAAAAUCAUGUUGUUGAGGAGGAGGAGAAUCAUGACUUGUGCCCAAUAUUUGUUGAUCCUGUUCCGGAUCAACAAAUAUUUACUGUUCCGGAUCAACAAAUAUUUACUGAACCAGAAACCGGAAUCGAAAAUUCGACGGAGAUUAUCAGACCGCAAGAAGACGCGCGUUCGAGCACGGGAAAUGUUCAAGCGAUAAAUAUUUUGACAUUUGAUGAAAAUCACAAACAGGUAGAUAAUGGAACCAGCGAUAAUUUGCCAGUUCAAUCUGUCAUUGAAGGAUCAAAAAGCUUUUACAUUGAAGUGCCAGAAGAAAGCUUAUAUAAUGCUACAUUGCCGGUCGAACAGCUUGAAGAACAGGGAAAUAUGAGCCAUGCGAUUGGAGAUAAUGGCUUUCAAGCUCAAAAGCUUAAUAAAAAUGUUGAAAUCUUAAAGUCGAAAGCCAUGCAAAAUAGCGCUAGAAACGAAGACGAGGACAGAGAAAUGAUUUACGAGAAGGCGAAUGAAUUUUCGACAGGUCGAUUUUUCAGAAUGAGUUCAGUCGAGAAGCUACAACAAGAUGAUAGUUAUUAUUCCACAUACGAAAGAAAUGAUAACAGAUCAAAUACACCGGUUUCAUUGGAAAAUGGUAGUUUAAUGGAGGAAUUUUCAAAUGAUAUUCCGCCAGAACAAUCGUCAGACUCUUCUGCCAAUAAUUCUAGACAUUCUCAGUAG
Messenger RNA from Linepithema humile (Argentine ant), 3423 nucleotides. The record is from RefSeq and is a predicted model, not a curated record. NCBI's taxonomy places the organism in Eukaryota, Metazoa, Arthropoda, Insecta, Hymenoptera, Formicidae.